GAACAAUCAAGAAUAUGUUAAUUAAUUGUUUUAACUGAUCAUGAUUGUUAAUUAUGUAUUAGAAAUUUCUUGAUAUGGGUUUAAAGGUCGAGGAGCAAAUAAGAUGAUUUAAUUUUUUUGGGUUUGACUGAUUAUUAAGUCAACUAUUUGAUUCAUGUUUAUUGUUAUGGGGUUGAAGAUGGCAGAAGUAAGAAAGUUGUUUUUGGUUUGACUGAUCAUUUUGUAAGUUCUUGAUUGAACUUUUCUUGUUAUUUCUUGGUAUGGCUUUGAGAGAUAGUGAUACAAAUAAUGGGACUUUGAUGAUCUUAGUCAACUCUAAUUUAAUCUUUUUCCUGAUAUGGGUGUUUAUCCUUGUGGUUUGUUUUGAUGUUCUUUGAGUUUUCUGAUUGACUUUGAUGGUACUUUUCAUUUGCUUUAGUUCUUGAGAGAUUGUAUGGUGUGAUGAUCAGGUUUUUUUAUUGGGAUUCCAUGUUUUUUUGUUCAAAAGUUAUUGCCUUGUUUAUGCUGUUAAUUGUGGGAAAACUUUCUUCAAUUCUUUUAUAUUUAGCAUAUCGUUGUCUUCUAAACAUCUAUGAAAUUCUUUUUUUGAACAAUACAAGUCAAUGAAAUUCUGAAGGAUGACCAUGAGGUCAUGGGUAAAGUUGGUGCCAUGUGACCAGGAGGUCACCGGUUCAAGCAAUGGAAACAGCCUCUUGCAGAAAUGCAGGGUAAGGCUGCGUACGAUAGACCAUUGUGGUCCGGUCCUUCCCCGGACCCCGCGCAUAGCGGGAGCUUAGUGCACCGACUGCCCUUUUUCUUCUUUGGGGGGGGGGGGGGGGGGGGUUGUUAUGCAAAAGGUAUAGUGAUGGUUUUCUUACUAUCAGAAAUCAGCACUAUUUUUCUUCCAAGGGGAAAUUAAUGAACUUUCAUAGAUUACUCUUGUGGGUCGUUUUAACAGAUUAGAUGAGGUACAAGUAGUUUUAGCUGUCAAUGAACUGUGGAAAUCUCCAAGUCAGUUAUUCGUACCACAUGUAAAAUGAAUAUGAGUUUCUCCACAGGUCAGAAGUUUUAAACUUCGUUGUACUUGAAACUUCAGAGAUUGUUGUAGUAUGCUUUGAAAAACAGCUUUAAGUUCUGACUUGACCUGUUAAAAGAAAUAAUUCAUUUUCUAUCAUUUAACUUCUUUAAACAUACCUGGUUGAUACUAAAUAUUAGUAUAUGGUUUGACAGAAUUUGGUGGUUAGUGUAACUAAUGGAUGUAUAUUCUGGCAAAAGAGCUAAAAAUGGGCUUGUCGUGCCUAGAAGAGGUUUAAGGGAUACUGCUGAUAACAGGGACGAAAAUGUUAAGCUAUGCUCGCGAAUUGGAUGCAGUGGCCGGCUCAACCAUUCGAAGAGCAGCUGUGUUGGAACUAAAGAGAAACCCAGAUCAUUUAGGCCUACUUUUAAUUCUUCAAAUGGGAAGGAUGUGGUUGGGAGUUCAUCAGGGACAUCUUCAGUGCUGAAUAAUGUAAGAAAGGCACGCGAGGCAUCUCACAUUAAGUCUUCCUCUCAAGUUGGAAAUGAUCAAUCAGAAAUUAGUUCUUCGGAUGGUGGAUCAAGCAAAGCUAGAUCAACAGAAGCAGGCUACUCUAGUGGAACAUCCAGCAGUCGACCUCGUAAAAUAGUUAGUCACAAGUCUAAAGCCAUCGAUUCUGAAAAACAGCCCUGUAGCAGUGGGGCUGGGUUUGGGUUGAGAAAUCUAAAAUGCAAUUCCACAUCGGAUGUCCUCCCACAUAAUUGUUCAACGUCACAAUCAAGAUUUAAUAGAAGGGACAUGGUAAAAAGGAGAUACACAGAAGGUGAAAGCAGUUCAUCUGGUAAAGGGAAGAAAAACACCGAGGCAUCACUAAGAGAAAGACGUGUCACUCGUCCUACUCAUGGAAUCUCCAUCUCUGAGUCAAGAAGUGGCAGAAAUUUUGAUUAUAGUGUGAAUAAUCCUUCUGUUUCAGCUCAGACCGGAAGGUCAAUGAAUGUGAAUUCUAGGUUUAGGGGUCCUGUACAGGAUUCAUUGCAAACUUUACAUCGGCCUGAAACACCAGAUCUCAAUCUGCAGUCGUCAAGUCAAUUGUUCACAGAUGGCUCUUCAAGUGAUUCUAGUGCUUAUAGUUUUCCUGGUAAUGAUAUUGAUGAUUUACCCAGUUUAAUGCCCUUCACUUCUGCAGAACUAGGCAUUAACCGAUUAAUGAACCGCGAAGCCUUACAACGAUAUAACAUGGAUGGAAUUGCUGAGGUAUUAUUGGCACUGGAGAGAAUUGAACAAGAUGAAGAGUUAACAUAUGAGCAGCUGCUUUCAUUGGAGACGAACUUGUUGCUUAGCGGCCUUAACUUCUAUGACCAGCAUAGGGACAUGAGACUGGAUAUAGAUAGCAUGUCCUAUGAGGAAUUACUAGCUCUAGAGGAGAGGAUGGGCACUGUUAGCACAGCUCUGCCAGAGGAGGCAUUAUCCAAGUGCCUUCAAAGAAGCAUUUAUCAAGGCAUGCAUUCGGAACUAGGGACGUUUGGAGGUGAUGAGAAUGAAGAUGAGAUCAAAUGCAGUAUUUGUCAGGAGGAGUAUGUGGUUGGAGAUGAAACUGGCAAGUUAGAGUGCAAGCAUGGUUAUCAUAUGGAAUGUGUACAACAAUGGUUAAAGCUCAAGAAUUGGUGCCCAAUCUGCAAAGCAUCAGCAGCACCAUCUUAGUUCAGAACAAUUUAGACACCAUCUUCGACGAAAAAAAUAAAAAUAAACUUACCAUCUUCGACGAAAAAAAUAAAAAUAUACUUACUCCAAAAUUCCAGACGUGGGGAAGCUGAAUGGUUUCCUUACUGUACAAUUUCAUCUGGAUAGGUGGUUCUAGCAUUUUAUUUUUCUCCUUGUUCUUGUACAUUUUGUGGUUCACUUUCCAUUUUUUCACUUGUAAAUAUUUGACAUUUUAAGCAAUAAGCUCAGGUUCUUCUAAGAA
Molecule: messenger RNA, 2957 nt
Organism: Lycium barbarum (goji berry)
Lineage: Eukaryota; Viridiplantae; Streptophyta; Magnoliopsida; Solanales; Solanaceae
Exons: 5
Coding region: 1232-2695 (487 amino acids)
Molecular function (GO): ubiquitin protein ligase activity
Source: RefSeq, a predicted model, not a curated record